This is a messenger RNA of Delphinapterus leucas (beluga whale), 1839 nucleotides long. It is a transcript of the gene ITPKA, whose product is annotated as inositol-trisphosphate 3-kinase A. Gene Ontology annotation, molecular function: inositol hexakisphosphate kinase activity. NCBI's taxonomy places the organism in Eukaryota, Metazoa, Chordata, Mammalia, Artiodactyla, Monodontidae. Gene Ontology annotation, biological process: inositol phosphate biosynthetic process; phosphatidylinositol phosphate biosynthetic process. The record is from RefSeq and is a predicted model, not a curated record. Gene Ontology annotation, cellular component: cytoplasm; nucleus.
CCAGUACCCGCCGCGCCGCGGGCUGGUGGGCUCCCCGGCGGCUCUCUUGCUGGGAAAUGACCCUGCCCGGGGGCCCGACGGGCAUGGCGCGACCGGGAGGCGCGGGGCCCUGCAGCCCCGGGCUGGAGCGGGCCCCGCGCCGGAGUGUCGGGGAGCUGCGCCUGCUUUUCGAGGCGCGCUGCGCCGCGGUCGCUGCCGCCGCCGCCGCAGGGGAGCCCCGGUACCGCGGGGCCAAGCGGCGGGGGGGACAGAUCCCCAACGGGCUUCCGCGGGCUGCCCCUGCCCCGGUGAUCCCGCAGCUGACUGUGACGGCCGAGGAGCCGGACGUGACCCCGGCCAGCCCCGGGCCGCCCAAGCCGGAGGGUGGCUGGCUCCCGGCCGUGGGCUCGUCGCACCUGCAGCAGCCGCGCCGCCUCUCCACCUCGUCGCUCUCCUCCACUGGCUCCUCGUCGCUGCCCGAGGACUCGGAGGACGAUCUUCUGAGCGACAGCGAGAGCCGGAGCCGCGGCAACGUGCAGCUGGAAACGAGCGAGGACGUGGGUCAGAAAAGCCACUGGCAGAAGAUCCGGACCAUGGUGAAUCUGCCCGUCAUGAGCCCUUUCAAGAAGCGCUACUCCUGGGUGCAGCUGGCAGGGCACACGGGGAGUUUCAAGGCGGGCAGCAGCGGGAUGAUUCUGAAGCGUAGCUCAGAGCCCGAGCGCUACUGCCUGGCACGGCUCAUGGCGGACGCGCUGCGCGGCUGCGUGCCCGCCUUCCACGGUGUGGUGGAGCGCGACGGCGAGAGCUACCUGCAGUUGCAGGACCUGCUCGACGGCUUCGAUGGGCCCUGCGUACUUGACUGCAAGAUGGGCGUCAGGACUUACCUGGAAGAGGAGCUGACCAAAGCCCGCGAGCGGCCCAAGCUGCGGAAGGACAUGUACAAGAAGAUGCUGGCCAUAGACCCUGCGGCACCCACCGAGGAGGAGCACGCGCAGCGCGCGGUCACUAAGCCGCGCUACAUGCAGUGGCGAGAAGGUAUCAGCUCCAGUACCACGCUCGGCUUCCGCAUCGAGGGCAUUAAGAAAGCCGACGGCUCCUGCAGCACAGACUUCAAGACCACGCGAAGCCGGGAGCAGGUGAUUCGCGUCUUCGAGGAGUUUGUGCAAGGGGAUGCCGAAGUGCUGAGGAGGUAUCUGAACCGCCUGCAGCAGAUCCGGGACACACUGGAGGUCUCUGAGUUCUUUAGGAAGCACGAGGUGAUCGGCAGCUCGCUCCUCUUCGUGCAUGAUCACUGCCACCGCGCCGGCGUAUGGCUCAUCGACUUCGGCAAGACCACGCCCCUUCCCGACGGCCAGACCCUGGACCACCGGCGGCCCUGGGAGGAGGGCAACCGAGAGGACGGCUACUUGCUGGGGCUGGACAAUCUCAUUGGCAUCCUGGCCAGCCUAGCUGAGAGAUGAGGCUGGGCCCCUGUCCCCACGGACCGGAGGGUCUGACAGAAGGACAUGCGCCUGCAUCCCCGCCAUGCAUGCAGGCGAGAGACUGAAACCCCGCGGUGCGGGGCGGUUCAUACGGUCCUAUAGGGCCAGGUGCCGACCACUACAGGACACACUGCACGCGCAGGGCCUGGCCCCCAUAAAAGCCCCAGUGUUCCCAGAGCUGAUGACACUAAUUUACCGGGCAAGGGAGGAGUAGAAGUGGGAUGAGUGGCUUCUUCUUCAGCCCAGCUCUUCUGAGGGGGCUCCAUACCUCUCCAGAGAAGCCAGAUAAUGAACUUUAUUUCACAGGUACUAGAUCUAUUGGUCUGGCCUCCCACACUACAAUGGACUCCCCUUCCCAAUAAAACUCAAAGACACCAGC